CUGUGUGAAGCAGCCUCGCCUCGGUCACCACCGGCCAUCACCACCGCCAUCACCACUCCCACCACUACCACUCCCACUACACACCCCCGGCCCCAGCAAACCGCCAAACUGUCACCCAUACUCCUCAACCGCACUGCCCGCCUGAGCUUCGCUCGCGACACGAGGCCCCGCCAUCUGUCCACCAGCCCCAACAUGUCGCUCGACGCAAAGGAGGCAAGGCGGCGCCGUAGCAGUAGUCUUGUCUACAAGGAGCCCCCCGAGUCGCUCGAGCAGCUGAGCGACCAGUCCGCCCUGCCCAACCUGAACGCCGAGUGGGUCAACUCAAAGGGCGCAUGGGCUAUCCACUUCAUCCUCAUCUUCUUCGGCAAGAUCCUGUUCGACAUCAUCCCCGGCAUGUCGCAAGAGACGUCCUGGACCCUGAUCAACCUCUCGUACACGGCUGCAUCCUACCUCAUGUUCCACUACGUGCGCGGUGUGCCCUUUGACUUCAACGCCGGCGCCUACGACAACCUCAACAUGUGGGAGCAGAUCGACAACGGGGACCAGUACACGCCCGCCAAGAAGUUUCUGCUCUUUGUCCCCAUAGCCCUGUUCUUGGUUAGCACCCAUUAUACGCGCUACGACUUGACAUAUUUCAUCGUCAACUGCAUGGCCACCAUAGCUGUAGUCAUUCCCAAGCUGCCUUCGCUGCACAGACUACGGAUAUCCUUUUUCAACUCGCCGCCAGAUGACUUAUAGUCGGGCAUUUUAUUUUUGGUUGGAUCGGGGUGUAAUUCUACGUGUAUUUCUAAUCAUACCAGGUACAGACUGCGUGCGGUGCAUUUGCCGAGCGGGACGGGGGCGUUGGGGGGGGGUCACUUUGUCUUUUAUGGGAAAAAGGCAGACAUUUUAUCGAAACAAAAGACAGCUUAGAAACUACUACUCCGCAAUAACAUGCGGACCUUUUAUUAAUUACAAAUGCGCGGUACGCUUUGAUAUACACUUGUACUGGACUACUCACGCUUUGGACUGAUUGUUUGGUUUUCAGAAAUAAAAUACUUUUUCCUUGCUGGUCUUGUAUGGCGGCUGUUUACGCCGGUG
Dothidotthia symphoricarpi CBS 119687 is the source of this 1080-nucleotide messenger RNA. RefSeq names its product Orm1 type endoplasmic reticulum protein. Gene Ontology annotation, cellular component: endoplasmic reticulum membrane. Bases 193 to 738 code for a protein of 181 amino acids. Lineage: Eukaryota; Fungi; Ascomycota; Dothideomycetes; Pleosporales; Dothidotthiaceae. The record is from RefSeq and is a predicted model, not a curated record. The transcript has 3 exons. Gene Ontology annotation, biological process: intracellular sphingolipid homeostasis; ceramide metabolic process; negative regulation of ceramide biosynthetic process.